GACGCCGAUGUCGACGACGACGACGACGAAUACACCUGGGGGCCCUCGCACCCGUGCUUCCCGCACGUGAACCCGCACGUGCCGGUCACGUCGCCGCUGUACAGCACGACGCGGGUGAUACGGGUGAAGCGCGACUGGAUGGUGGCGGGGGACCUGGCGCCGGCAUUCCAGAACCUGUACCCGGAGGUGCUGGACCCGCUGGUGACCGAGGACGCGUUCCGCGACAUUGUCAAGAAGAUCAACCGCGAGCUGGUGGCGGCGUUUAGCCCGUGGACGCUGCGGGCGUGGGCGGAUGCCGUCGUGGGCGCGGCGACGCUCUGGAUGUGGGAGGACGCGGGCUUUACGGGCGUGAAAGCGCGGUUGCGCGCGCUCGAGGACUGGAUUGAGGACUGGAACCGCGAGGUUGGCACGAGGGAUGGCGUGCGUAUCAUUCCGUUGAGGAGGACGGGAUAUCUCACUCUCGACAUACAAAUCCCAGACCCGCACAUUGGC
Molecule: messenger RNA, 492 nt
Organism: Aplosporella prunicola CBS 121167
Lineage: Eukaryota; Fungi; Ascomycota; Dothideomycetes; Botryosphaeriales; Aplosporellaceae
Exons: 2
Biological process (GO): protein targeting to membrane; peptidyl-L-cysteine S-palmitoylation
Cellular component (GO): endoplasmic reticulum palmitoyltransferase complex; extrinsic component of endoplasmic reticulum membrane
Source: RefSeq, a predicted model, not a curated record